CGUGUGCGACCCACGAUCUUUUGUUGACUUAAAAAAACAGUGCCUUCUUUGUUCUUGUUUGUUGGUUGCUUAUAAAUUCCGGACAUAGUAAAAGUUAAACCAUCACAAUUCACAACACAUCCCUCAAGCAAAGCAACCAUGUCAAAUUCCAAUACCCACAUUCUGGUAUUCCCAUACCCAGCACAGGGCCACAUGCUUUCGCUUCUCGAUCUCACUCACCAACUCGCCCUUCAAAACACAUUCAACAUAACCAUCAUCGUCACUCCCAAAAACCUCCCAAUUCUAAACCCACUCUUAUCAACCCACCCAAACACCAUCCAAACACUCAUUCUCCCCUUACCUUCACACCCCAAAAUCCCCCCCGGUGUAGAAAACAUCCGCGACAUCGGUAACGCCGGAAACUACUCUUUCAUCAAUGCUCUUUCCGGUCUCCAUAACCCAAUUAUCCAUUGGUUUAACAACCACCCUAAUCCCCCUCAAGCUCUCAUCUCCGAUUUCUUUCUUGGCUGGACUCAACAACUCGCGGUUCAACUCAGUAUUCCAAGAGUCGCUUUUUACUCUCUUAGUGCUUUCUCGAUAUCUGUCAUGAACUGCGGUUGGAGUAACCCCCAGCUCUUAAAGUCCAACGAGGUUGUUCAGUUCUCAGAGUUACCCGGAGCACCAUCGUUUAAGUAUGAACACCUUCAUAGUAUACUCCUUCGUUACAGAGAAUCGGACCCUGAAUCUGAGUUCGUCAGGGAGAGUUUCAUUUCCAACUCUGCAAGCUGGGGAUUUGUUCUGAACACUUUUGAAGGUUUGGAUGGUGCUUAUUUGGAUCAUUUUCGUGCUCGAUUUGGUAAGAGUAGAGUUUACGCUGUUGGGCCAUUGGAUUCUAUUCGGGUUGAUGCAAAUCUUGAUGGUGGAUCUGAGGUGUUACGGUGGCUUGAUCAGGUUGAGGAGGAUGGUUCGGUGCUGUACGUUUGUUUUGGGAGUCAGAAGUUUCUGAAAAGGGAACAAAUGGAGGCAUUGGCGUUCGGGUUGGAGAGAUCCAGGACCCGAUUCGUUUGGGUUGUGAAGGCGCCAUCGGCGGUGGAGCAAAUAGAGGAAGGUUAUGGAUUGGUGCCGGACGGGUUUGAGGAACGAGUUUCGGGUCGGGGGAUUGUGGUGAGGGGUUGGGCUCCGCAGAUGGCUAUAUUGGGUCAUCGGGUUGUUGGUGGGUUUUUGAGUCAUUGCGGGUGGAAUUCGGCAUUGGAAGCGGCGGUGACGGGGGUUGGGAUUCUUGGAUGGCCAAUGGAGGCUGAUCACUUUGUGGUUGCAAAGCUGUUGGUGGAGGAUUUGGGAGUGGCAGUGAGAGUUUGUGAGGGGGCGGAUUGGGUACCCGACCCGGAUGAGUUGGGUCGGGUGAUAUCAGGGGUUAUGAGUGAGGAUAGUCCUCAAAAGAGAAAAGCUAAGUUAAUGAAAGAGGAAGCAAUUGGUUCUGUGAGUAAAGAUGGUGUUUCAUCAAUAGUGUUGGCUCAAUUUGUCCAAGCCUUGAAACAACUUGGUUUUAAAGAAGGAUCGUAGUCCAUAUGUGAUGAUGACCCUACAGUUCUGCCAUAUUUUUCGGGAUUUUUCAUAAGUUCAGUAAUUGUUUCGGAGGCUGGCCGUGUGGUUGGGUUGUAUUUUAAUCUGCGCGGGGAUGUUUCAGCACUCCGAUCUGAAUGGUGCAUCAAGUGUUAUGUACAACGGGGGAGUUAUGUUAGCUGGAUUAAGGUCGCAAUUCUUUCGUCUAGUUUAUUUUUUAUCAAGUUCGUCCAGUUUAUUUUUGAUCGAGUUCUACAGGAGGUUAAUGGAGCGGUUGUAGUUAGAUGGAAAUUGUUGUGGUGUCUGGUGUUCUUGUUUUUGGGGUAUACUGCUUUUGAAUAUGUUUUAUUUAGGUGUCCCAUUGGUAGCUAAAUCAUGUAUGGAAUGUCAUAGCAUAUGUAUUAGGCUUCUGGUGUAUUAUUUUAAUAUGGCUGGACAUUGGUCUUUAGGGGAUUUCAUUCAAAGUAGAAUUUGGAGAAAACGUGAAAGAAGAGAGAGCUAGGGCAAGGGGAGGAGAAGAUCAACAGUAGGAAUUCAAAAAGGGAAUAAGUUUGGAUAACAAUCUAAGGUAAGGGGGGUUAUCAUGAUUAUUAUGUUUGGUUUAAGGGAUUGAUACUGUAUGUUGAUUUUGGGGAUUUUAUGAGGAAUUGAUGAUCUUGAUGAAAUACCUUGUUGAUUGUUCGAAUUAUGUUGUUUAUGUGUUGUAUGAUGCUGUUAAUUAAUGAAUUGGUGAAUGAUUAUAUGAA
Messenger RNA from Vicia villosa (hairy vetch), 2288 nucleotides. RefSeq names its product UDP-glycosyltransferase 89A2-like. Gene Ontology annotation, molecular function: UDP-glycosyltransferase activity. The record is from RefSeq and is a predicted model, not a curated record. NCBI's taxonomy places the organism in Eukaryota, Viridiplantae, Streptophyta, Magnoliopsida, Fabales, Fabaceae. The transcript is spliced from 2 exons. The coding region runs from base 139 to 1542 and encodes 467 amino acids.